CUGUUGCUAUAUUAAGCAUGUUUUCUGUUCUGGAUUAAACGAAACUUUAUUAGCAAAUAACAUUUAUAUUUGUCUAAGUUGGUUACAUAAUGUACAUAUAGCACUAAUCCCUUGUACAGUACUAAUGCUACUGCUACAAUUAAGUUUUACUGACUUGACAUCAACUCUGAAGGUUAUUAAUCAAAUCAUAGUUUGUUGAUCGGAAUAGCGAAUUUUUAAAUAAUUUAUCUGAGAUUUCUUACACUGAAAAACAAGUUCUGCACAUAUUUCGUUAUAAUUAACCGUAUUGUUGAUGUCUGCAAACUUAACAUGGAAAAUACGAGCCCGACAAACGAAACACUUCCAGUUUUUAAGGAAUUAACUCUUGACUCGAUUUCGAAAUCGGGAGACGAAGAGCGGAAUUUUGCGCACUUGAACAAGAAAGCAAACGCCCGUUUGGAAAAUGGGAGCAGCUUGCCUCCCUCUUGGAUGCAACAUUUCAAACCGGAAAAUAUGGCUUGUAAACCAUUGGAAGAAAUUGAUCCUUCGUACAAAAAUGAGACAUUUAUCGUGAUUGGGAAAGGAGGCACGAUAAAUCGGAUGUCCAUGAAUAACUCUCUCUUCCUCCUGCAUCCCUUGAACCCCUUGAGAAAAACAGCCAUCUUCCUGACCACGCAUUACAUAUUUUCAGCCUUCAUCGUUGCUAUUGUUCUGCUUAAUGUUUAUCAUUUGGUAACGAGAACUUGGCAAUGGUUCGACUACUUAUGCAUAUCUAUUUACUUUGUGGAGUUUAGUCUCAAAGUUUUAAGUCGAGGACUUUGUCAUGGAAAAUUUACAUGCCUGCGAAAUCCUUGGAAUUGGCUGGAUAUCUUGGCGAUAACGACGUCGCUCGUUGGCUAUGUUGUAGGGAUGGGUAUAAAAGCUAUUCUCAUCCUUCAGUGGUUCAGACUUCUUAAAAUUGUUCCUUUGAUUAAAGUCAUGCGUGAAGCAUUUUCAAUAACAUUGGCGUCUCUUGGUCGACUAUUCUCUGCAAUUUUGUUGGGCUUAAUGACAAUAAGUUAUUUUGCCUCGUUUGGCUUAAACCUGUACAUGGGAUCCUUGACUCAAAGGUGUAUCAAAAAUAUGGAACUACCAAUAACUGACGACAAAGAGUGGGUGCAGCAUCAUUCAAAUUUCAGCAACUGGAUUCCCGAUAUUUUAUGUGGAAAUGCAACUUCUUCAGGAUUGUGUCCUAACUCGUCGAUAUGCUUACAAGGGUUUGGAGCCAAUCCUGAUUAUAAUUUUACAAAUUUCGAUACAUUCAUUUCCUCCUUCUUACAAGUGUGGAGAAUUAUUUCGCAGGAUUAUUUGGAAGUUUUAAUAGCACAGAUUUUUGCAACGUCAGGAUGGCACGUCGUCACCGUUGCAUUUUUCUUAGUUAUAUAUUUCUUUGGAACAUUUCUCAUUGGAUCAUUUGCUCAUGGUUUGAUGGGUCAAUAUCUUCAAUCCACCUACAAUCAUGGAACUGGAGGCUUCUGUCGAUAUGAAAAUAGUACUGUCAAAAGCGACCCUGUUAACACAGGGCCGGUUGUAGAACCAACUGCGGACGUUACGAUGGGAAGUGGUGCUCCAACUUGGAAAGAUACCAUCGCAAAGAUUUCAAAUUCUUUCGGAUUCGAAGUGUUUAUAACUUUCGUGAUUCUAUUUGAUGUGUUUUGCUACUUUGCGAACAUGUCGCAAUACGAAGUUGAAGCGCCUGUGUUUACGCACAACAAUUCUCUGAUCGUGUUUUUUAUCUACUUGGUCGAAUUUGUCUUGAAACUGAUCGGCUCCGGGGCACAGAUUUAUUUUAAAAACUAUUGGAACAUCUUUGAUUUUGUCAUCUUGGUUCUCACAGCAUUAGGAGAAUUUAGCAAAAGAGUGCACCAGUUGACAACGUUUGGAUUUCUGAUAUCUUGCAUUCGGAUAUUCAAAAUAAUACCUCGUUGGUCAGGUCUGCAAAACUUAAUCAAAUUUACGGCCCAAACUCUGAAACAAUUUUGCGGAUUUUUUGGAGUAUCGUUCACUUUCUGGGUCCUGCUAGCACUCAUUGGAAUGGAAUCAUUUGGUGAUGCUUACAAAGAAAACCAACACUUAUUCCCACACGGGGCACUUCCACGCUUCCACUUUAUCUCGUUCACGCAUUCCUUCCUCCAAGUAUUUCGAUCUUGGUCUAAGGAAACCAUAGAAUUGUUAUGGGAUUGCAUGCUCGUGUCGGGUACAGUUGGUUGUCCAAUAUAUUUUGCAACUGUACAACUCCUCGGAUUCCUUUUCAUAAUGACGAUCGUCAUUAGUGUCGUUCUGCUGACUGUAAAAACUUUGGAGAAUAGGAAGCCAAACAUGGACGGUACCCCAUCAAAUAGUACAUCUACCUUUACAAAACUUGGCGAAUUGGUACUUUUAAAACCAAUGGAAGUGAUCAACGCAAAGUUUGCUCCGAAAAAAAGGUCAGAAGAGGUCAAAGUUCUCCAGAGGAAAGAUAGUGAGGAGACGUCCCCCAGCGAGGAUCGUGAUGAUAUUGAAGGCAAAAUUAGAACUGGUUCUACUUCACAGGGCGGAGGUGGAGAUUAUCUGAUAAAAAUUAGAAAUUGUGUCAACAGCAGACCCGUCCUCAUAUUCUCUGUCCUACUCAUUACAUUUUCUUCACUUUUAUUGACUUAUGAAGGACCAGUCCAAUCUGCGCAAGUUGAUACUGCCAGUUUUUCUACAACCUUAAUUUUCUACACGGACAUUAUAUUCGUAAUAGUUUUCUCGUGCUUGCUUAUUUAUAACGCGUUUGACCAAGGAGUUUACUUUUGUCUAACCUCGGUGGCUUGGAAUUUAGAACUGUGGAUUAUUUUGGAAAUUAUUUUACAUUUAUCUUUUGGUCCAUGCCGUGUAAUGGCAUUCUGGUGUUCAACUCUUAUCUUAAUUCGCUGCCUGCGUCCAGUAAUGCUUGUCUUAAGAAUUAAAAGAUUGGAGGUUGUCCUGCUCACCUUGCGGAAUCAACUUCAAACCACGUUCACUUAUAUUUUAAGUUGUAUCUAUAUUUGGUUCUUUUUUGCCAUCAUCAUGAACCAAUUGUAUCGCUAUGGCUUUUCAUGGUGUGUCAGUCCGGAUUCUGAUGAUUUUGAGUUAUCUGAGAAGCUCAAAUAUAACACGGAUAAGAUGACUUGUAUGAUACACAACUAUACAUGGGAGACUACGACACACCAUUUUGACAAUGGAUUCGAAGGUUUAGUCGCAACAUUUCUUCUACCAACGAGAAACGGAUGGAUUUCAAUUCUCCACAAUGCAUUUGAUGCAAAAACGACAGGAUAUGGUGACGUUCCCAUGGAAAAGGAAAACAAUUUAGAGAGAUCAGUUCCAGUAUUCGUCGCCUUUUACAUCUUUGGAAUUGUAAUUCCAAUAAGCAUUGUCAUCGGCGUUGUGACUUUUACUCUUCGAAAAUCUAAGGAGUCUUUUUUCACCAUUGAAACCUAUAAAAGAUAUUUCGAACUUAAUAAACAGUCUGCAUUGGAAGAGCCGACACCGGUCAUUCCCAGACCUGAAUCAGCCUUCAGAGGAAAAGUGUACGAUCUCGUCACAUCCAAAGCAUUUGACAUCAUUGUCAUGGUCAUCUUAAUCCUGACUUUUAUCAUAUUAUCCACUGAAAGUUAUAGAGCAUCGGAUUUGGAGGUGCAAGUUUUAUAUCAAUUACUGCUCGUUGUCCUGAUCCUACUCUUUAUUGAACUGGUGUUAAAGCUGAUUGGUCUUGGGAAACAUUUUUUUGCAUGCGGAUGGACCCGACUGGAUUUGUUCAUCUUCGUUUUGAUGGUGCUAUCAAUGAUGUUUUCCGACUUGGUUCACAAGUAUAUAGUCCAUCCAGUAAUUCUCUUAUUCAUACGAAUCAUCCGAAUUAUUCGUUUCCCGAUAUUUUCUUCGCGACUUCCAGACAUAGAAACAUUCUUCAAAUCAUUCUCCCUUGUAAAACCUGUUUUGACAAAUAUUCUCGUGUUUCAAAUUAUUCUAAUGUAUUGCUACUCGAUUUAUGGAAAAUACGUCUUUGGACAUGUGGCACAACAACAAUCUGAGCCCACAGAAGCACAUUUUGGAACACUUUCAUCCUCGUUCCUUGCUCUAUUUUUUAUUUCAGCAUUUCAAGGCAUUGAUGGCAUUCUUGUGUCGUUAUCAAAGGAAUAUGAUUGCGAAAUUGGUCCUGAAUCAGAAAAUCCUUGCGGCGAUAAAGUACACGCAGCAUUUUUUGUUUUUUCAUAUUUAUUUUUUAGCAUUAUUAUUUCGAUCAACUUUUACCUGAUUUUUAUCCUGGAACUUGUUUCUCAAAUUAAUUUAAAGAAUGGUGAUACUUCUGGAGACCAAUUCGGCGAUAUUGAGCUUAAAACAGUGGAUGCAGAUGAAGAAAGUGAGGCAAAAGAAAUUGCAUAAUGUGAUUGAACUGUGUUCGUUGUUUCAAACGUUUAAAGCAUAACUAUAUUUACAACAUAAUAUUUAUUUAGGGCAAAUAUUUUUGACACUUGGAAUUUAGAUUAUUAUAAUACUAUUUACUCUAUUUUAGAUAUGAGUAUUAUUGGUGGAUCUUCCAGGAAUACACUAAUUAAGCGUGAAUUGCAAGAUAUACAUAUACAUAUUUCAUAAAUAUUAUCCUUGUAAAUCUUGGCCAACUAAACAUUAAAUGAUAAAUGAAAACUUAAAAUUA
This is a messenger RNA of Folsomia candida, 4672 nucleotides long. Its product is annotated as sodium channel protein type 4 subunit alpha B. NCBI's taxonomy places the organism in Eukaryota, Metazoa, Arthropoda, Collembola, Entomobryomorpha, Isotomidae. Gene Ontology annotation, cellular component: voltage-gated sodium channel complex; plasma membrane. Bases 310 to 4401 code for a protein of 1363 amino acids. Gene Ontology annotation, biological process: sodium ion transmembrane transport; membrane depolarization during action potential; neuronal action potential. Gene Ontology annotation, molecular function: voltage-gated sodium channel activity. The transcript has 18 exons. The record is from RefSeq and is a predicted model, not a curated record.